This is a messenger RNA of Aricia agestis (brown argus), 2171 nucleotides long. RefSeq lists its product as uncharacterized. The transcript has 2 exons. The record is from RefSeq and is a predicted model, not a curated record. NCBI's taxonomy places the organism in Eukaryota, Metazoa, Arthropoda, Insecta, Lepidoptera, Lycaenidae. Bases 339 to 2117 code for a protein of 592 amino acids.
UACAGGGGAAAAACAAGGAAUGUCAGUAAAAAGUCAAAAAUGAACUAAUAAUGCCAUCUAGUGGCAUUCCGGUGUAGCUAACCCUCAGCAAAAAUUCAAGAUACAACAAUCGUUGAUGUCCAAGUUAUAGAAACUUAUUUGGUUGUUUGAACAUGGCAAGAAUCAUGAACGUCCGCGCGCGAAAAUGCAAAAAUCGGGAAUGUCACUUUGACAGCUCGGCCUACGGCGUGUGGCCGGCGUCAUUGACUGACGUAUUUCACUUGUCGUUUGUCGGUUUUGUGCGCAUGUUUAAUUCAAUUUAAAUGAUUUGUUGCAUAAUAAAGUUAUAAAUUUUAACUAUGUCGAGCAGCAGUGAUGAGAACACGCGGGUGAAGUCACCAGAACGAAAAAAAGUGCGGAAAGGUCGCGUAAGAGAUGUGAUGAAAAUAAUAAAUUUACAAAGUCAUGAAAGUGGUGAAGACUGUGGUUGUAAACGUUUGAAAUGCUUUGAAACUGUAAGGGAAGUAGAAAGGCGCAAGCUUCUUAAUCAUUUGAAUAGUUUAGAAUCAGUAACUGAACAAAAUACUUACUUGUGUUCCAUGAUAUCAGUCCAAAAUGUUAAGCAGCGAAGAUCACGCAAACCAGAAGAAGAGGCAAAAGGUCAUGAUUCUUCAUAUUCGUAUAUUGUAAAAGUAGUUAGAGAGCAAGUUUGCGUGGAAAUUCCUAUAUGUUUUAAAGCCUUUUGUUCAAUUUUUGGGAUAACCAAGGCAAAAGUGCAGUAUCUCCAAGCUAGCCUAAAGUUUUCUGGAACUCCACCAGUAGAUAAGAGAGGCAAACAUCAUAAUCGUCCGAACAAAUUGAAAACUCGAGUAUUGAAUGAUAUUAAAGAACACUUAAAAUCUUUUAAGGGACGCUCCAGCCACUACAGUAACAAAAAAACCUCAAAAAUUUAUCUUCCAGAAGAAUUUAAUAUCAGGAAGGUAUACACACUUUUCGUAGAGAAGUAUCCACAUCAUAAGCUGUCCUAUGAGGCAUAUAGAGCAGAAUUCAAGAAAUACAAAAUUUCUUUCGGCUACCCAAGGUCGGACACUUGUAGCACAUGUGAUAAAAUGAAUGCUGAAUUGAACUCUCUAGCUAAACAAGAGAGCACACCAGAAAUCAAGCAACAAAUUAAAGAUUUGGAAACAGCAAAGAAAUUACAUCUCACCAAAGCUGGAGUUUUCUAUGAGAGAAAGAAAAAUAAAAAAAUAAAAGCAAGAAAUGAUCGUGACUUUGAAGCAAUUGCAGUUGAUUAUCAAAAAAACAUUUCAUUACCAAACAUUACAACGAAUGAUGUCUACUAUAAAAGACAACUGUCUAUGUACACCUUCAACAUACAUGUUUUAUCAACUGGACAAUCAUAUUUUUACUGCUAUCCAGAGACUUCUGCAAAGAAGGGAUCGAAUGAAGUAAUGUCAUUUCUUCAUCAUUUUAUAAUCAAUUACCUAGAUAAAAGAGUAAAACAGCUCAGCAUCUUUUGUGACUCAGCAGGUGGACAAAAUAAAAAUUACAAUUUGAUAAAAUGGCUUCAUUUUAUAACAAACAAAAGUAACUUGCUGAAUCGGGUGGAUAUCACAUUUCCCAUUAGAGGCCACUCCUAUAUGGAAUGCGAUAAGAACUUUGGAAUUAUAAAAUUGAAAACCAAAAUGGAAAUGCCACGUGAUUUUUAUGAACUCAUCGCAAAUGCACGGGCAAAACCCAGCCCUUUUCAAGUGAUAAAUGUUGAAGAGGAUCCACGGAUUGUCAGAGAUUGGGCUGAAUUUCUUAAAGACCCAAUCUACAAGAAAAUGUGUCCUUUUAAAAUACAGGAAAUCCGGGAACUGUAUUGCUUAUCUGAAAAAUCAUAUAUUUACCAUCGCAGCAAUUAUAAUGGCCUGUACUCAAAGGGAAUAAUUAUUGCUGCAAAAAAGAAAGGUCAGCCUCAGAAUACUCAAGUCACUCAAACACCAUGUCAAGGCGGGGAAUUCUAUUUGCCAAAUGCUGCAUAUGAAGGGCCCAUAGCAAUAUCAAAGGAAAAGUACAGUGAUCUCCAAGGCUUGAAGAAAUUUUGUUCACAAGAAGCACAAGUUUUUUAUACUAAUCUGCCACAUUUAACCUAACUUCUUAGGUUUAAUUUAAAGAGAAUUCAAUAAUAAAAUCAAUUACUUAAAUAA